Messenger RNA from Momordica charantia (bitter melon), 1609 nucleotides. Its product is annotated as basic helix-loop-helix (bHLH) DNA-binding superfamily protein. Gene Ontology annotation, molecular function: DNA-binding transcription factor activity; protein dimerization activity. NCBI's taxonomy places the organism in Eukaryota, Viridiplantae, Streptophyta, Magnoliopsida, Cucurbitales, Cucurbitaceae. The record is from RefSeq and is a predicted model, not a curated record. Gene Ontology annotation, biological process: regulation of DNA-templated transcription. Gene Ontology annotation, cellular component: nucleus.
CACAGAAACAGGCUCAGAUCAGACCUUACCCAACCCAACCCAAGACCAGUCAAUUAUACACUGAAAUCUUGCAUGGGAAUGCGUUUCUAAAGAUUUCACCAUCUUCUCUCUCCUUCUCUUUAUAUAACCCCUCACCCUCUGAGCAUUUCUUGCACUGCCCACUCACUUUUUUCCACACCUCCAUCAUUACUCUUCCACUGCUCCAAACACAGAGAAAUAUAUGGCAGCCUUUUCAUAUCAAUACCAACCGUUUCUCCUUGACUCCGUAUUCAUGCCCACCAAUCCCCUAAAAAUGGCUGCCUUUUUGGAUGACCCAAAUUUCAACGCCAAUUGCUUCUCUCAAUUCUUCCCCCAAGAACCACCCAUCCACCAUUUCUCGCCCGACCUCUCCAAACAGAGCCCCGAAUCUUCCACUCUCGUCGAGAAAUCCGACAGCGCCGAGCCGCCGCAGCUCAAGGCCGUCACUGUCACUGUCACUUCCCCUUGCAGUAAGAAGAGGAAGAGCCGCAAUAAUAAUUCCUCCGCCAGCUCCACUCAAUCCAAGGGCGCCACGGAGAGCACGGGGAAGAAGCAGAAGAUGGCUAAGGGGGAAGAUGAAAGGAAAGAAGGAGAUCAAAAGCCCAAAACUGGGAAGAAAGAGGACAAGAAAAUUUCAGAGGAAGGUUACAUUCAUGUCAGAGCCCGUAGGGGCCAGGCCACGGACAGCCACAGUCUUGCAGAGAGGGUGAGACGAGAGAAGAUUAGUGAAAGGAUGAAGACAUUGCAACGACUUGUUCCGGGUUGCGACAAGGUAACAGGGAAGGCCCUCAUGUUGGAUGAAAUUAUCAAUUAUGUGCAGUCCCUACAAAAUCAAGUCGAGUUUCUCUCCAUGAAACUCGCUUCUUUGAACCCCAUUUUCUUCGACUUCAGAAUGGACUUGGAUGGCCUCAUGAUCCAGCCAGAGACGUCGUUAAGUAGUAUAACUCCACAGUUGCCGGCCAUGGCUCAAUGCAGCGUCGUCCCACCGCCGGCGUUGAUCGACACCACCACUCCGACAACCCCAUCUCCGGCAAUCUCCGCCGCGAGUAGCUAUCCCCUGAUGGACCAUUCAGCUAAUUUGUUUCUUCUUCAUCAAGGGAUGAGCCCAAACGCCUACUCUCAGUCUCAGGAUAACGUUAAAGUUUCAUCAUGGGAUGUCGAAGACCAGAAACGAAAGCUUCUUAUUUCCUCAGGGAUUGGCGACAAUUUAUGUUACUUCCAUUAAAGAAUUACUAAGAAUUUGAAAUUAAAUUCUCUCCAUCCCUCCACCUCAUAAAAAAAAAAAAAGGAAAAAAAAAAAAUGGAGGCGAUUCGAUGGAGUGAAAGUGGACAGAGAACAAUGAAUAAAGGGAAAAUAGCAAAAAUCAACGGACAAUGGACACAGAGGAUCUGAUCUUUACAAGACAUUAAUUGUUCCCUCCCAUUUUAGUCAUCAGAGCUCUGUGGACUGUGGCUGCUCAAGUUUGGAGAAUCUGUACUGAUUUUUUUUCUUCUCUCUUURGAAAAAAUAAAUUUAUUUCAUUUUUAAUGUAUUAUUAGAGGGUUAGUUAGGUAAAAGAUCGUAUAAAAACUCAUUGAUUAGCCUAUAUCA